Molecule: messenger RNA, 3366 nt
Organism: Paralichthys olivaceus (Japanese flounder)
Lineage: Eukaryota; Metazoa; Chordata; Actinopteri; Pleuronectiformes; Paralichthyidae
Source: RefSeq, a predicted model, not a curated record
GGAGGUCAUCCUGACUCAGUGAAGCGGGCUGUGCCUUUGCCUCUGGACCCUGCAGCUCCCUCCAACCUCUCAGCCACCCCUGAAAUUGGAGACAGAGCCUGGGGUGAAGACAAAGAGGCGAUGGACGGGGCGGACCUCGACGACCCCGGAGCUUGGUCUGAGGACAGAGUGUUCGCGGAGGACGCAACGGCAGUUCGGACUGAAACAGAAGCAGCAGUGCGUCCCGGAGCAGGUGGCAAAGUCUUUGCGGAGACUGGGAUUUUGACGGGAGCUGGUGCCUGGGCUGAAGUUGGGGCUGAGUGGAGGCCAGUGGACAGGGAGGGGGGUGAGCUGCCAAACAUGCCCAGGGACCCGGCCGCCUGGCUGGGGGAGCAGGGGCUGCAUGCGCAAGGAGAGGGCCAAAGAGAGCAGGCGGCUUUUUCAUCAGUCCUCACCAUGCUGGCGGAGACGGCAGAGUUUCAGGCACCAGCAGUGGGAAAACCUUUAGGGCUGCUGUCUAAAGUUGCCUGGACCAGAGGCUCCUCUUCAUCGCCGUCCAAGGCCUCCUCCUCUUCCUCAUCCUCUUCUGCAGCAAAGGCCUCCUCCUCUUCCUCUUCCUCCUCAUCCUCUUCUGCAGCAAAGGCCUCCUCUUUGCCUUCCUCAUCCUCCUCAUCCUCUCCACCCAGUAACAGAAACAGUCCCACAGCAGGGUCAAACAACGUAACUCUGGUGGCCGUCAACAGCAGCUCCUCCAACAGCAACGACAGCUUCAGUUCAGACGAGCCGGUGAACAACCUGCCGGCCUGGGACCUGCCCACCGUCCCAGAGUCCCUGCUGUCCACAGUGGGUGACCACGACGUCACACUUCCCGCCAACGUCACCAGCCCUUUCUCCACCCACCAAUGGAACACCACUGUGCCCGCACGCACCACAAACACCUCACGCCCAACGACCGCGCCCAGCACCACCAUAAAGACAUCUCUAUCGACCACCACCACGUCAGCUUUACCGCUCUCCGCUGCGGCGACCGCACAAACGUCGCCAGAAUCCACCACGGCUCCGAACAGCACGAGCCAGGACAUUGUGACCGGUGAAGGCCUUCAGCUGACGACGGUAACCACGACGAUGCCCUCAACGACCAUUCUGACUGUUACCGCUGAUGAGGUGAUGAUGCAGGCGGUGACCACUGGGAGUGCUGCGACGUCACUACCAAAUAUCAGUGCUGCUACGACCACGCAGCCGACGACGAGCCUCAGACAAACCACAGAGGCUACGUCUCCGCCUACAACCACCACCACGACCACACCGGCCCCUACUACCCCCACCACAGUACCUCCAACCACCACCACCUCCACUACUACCACCACCCCUCCCCCUACUACUACUACUACUACUACCACCACUACUACUACAACUACUCCUGCCCCCACAACAACUACGACCACUACUACACGUGCAACCACAACAACAAUGGCACCUGUCACCACUGUGUUCAUGGACCACACGACUCCACCUCCGACCACAACCACAGAACCUCCGUCCAGCACCACUGCAGAGGAAGGUCCUCUGCCCUGCAACGUGACCGAGAAGUACUGGGUCAGAACAGUUUUGUCCAUCGAGCUUCGCAGGAACCGCCUGGACCUGAUCCUGAAGCAGAAUCUGUCUAAAGGACUGAGCCACGCGCUGCAGAGAGCCCUGAACGACUCCGCGGCCUCGGCACAGGUGGAACAUGACGACUGCAGCCCCCACAACGUGACCCUGGUUUACUACGUCACCAGCGGGAAAACCAUCUACAUCGCGUCUCAGGUGGUGGAGGCGCUGAACGUGUACGGUUUUGACAAAUUGCUGUCGGACAUCAGGCAGCACAUCCCGCUGGUGAAGGCGGUUCUGGUUCCUGUGGCGACCUGGAUGCCCACGCCGAGCAUUCACCUGCAGCUGAGAACAGUGCUGAGGUUCGUCGGCCCGACAGACAACAUCUACUCCUGCAGUUUUGUCCAGAUGUUGGAGCAGAGGCUGGAGAACGCCUUCGAUGAGGCUCAGGACAAAGUGCUGGAGACGUACAACAGGCUCGCUGUGGAGAUCCAGAGUGUGUCCCAGGAGCCCGGCUCUCCGUCCGUCUCUCUGGUUUACGUGGUGAAGAAUCAGGACGCCGUCCUCAACGGGACCAUCUCCAGCGGCCUCCUCAACCAGCUGACUGCCGAGCUGGUGGGCUACUUCCUGUUCUACCCUCCCCUCGUCAUCGCUGAGCCCCUUGAAUACCAUAAUCUCAACACGUCCAUGGCAACGAAGAACUAUUGGGUGAUAACAGUGAUCCAGGACGUGGACACCUCCUCCCUGGAGGCAAACUACCAGAGCUUCGCCAACCUGAUGGAGCAGCGCCUGGCCGAGCUCUUCCUGGUGGCCGGCAGGCAGGGCUCGCAGGCGGCCCGAUCCCGGCGGGCCACAACCGUAGGGGGCUACACUGUGCAGAUGGUGAGCAUACGUCGACUGCCCGGCCCCAAGAACCCUGCGGAGAUGACGUACUACGCCCAGCUGAAUGGAGCAGCCAUCACUGGAACCACUGCUGCCAAGACCCUCAGCAGUCUGGACUCCCAGACCAUGGCUCUGACGCUGGGAUACUUUGUACAAGUGCAGGCUGAACCCGUGGUAAAGAUCCCGCCCAGCAACCUGUGGAUCAUGGCCGUCCUGACGCCUCUUUUCCUGCUGAUGGUGGUGAUCGGCAUGGUGGCCUUCAUUCUGUGCAAGAGGAACAGGGUCAUCUUCAAAAGCGGCGCCUUCAGGUCGUUCAAAACCCGCUCCAAGACGUCAUACCGACGGGAGGCCAGUUACCACCACCAGCCGGUCCAGGGCUUCGACUACGCCAAGAAGCACAUGGGUCGAACGGGCGACGAUGCCGUCUCCGUCACCAAGGAAACGCUGGUGCUGGGGCUGCCGGUGCGAGACGCUCCGUUGUCGCUGUCGCUGGAUAAGAAGGUUCACCAGGACGGGACGGCCAGUAAGAGGCCGCCAUCAGCUGACAUUCACAAAGGAGGACGGUUGCCAAGCGAGGAAGACGGCUCGGUGUCGAGUAGCGGCUCGGGGAAGCUGAACGCCAGCAAGAGCUCGUCGGCCCGUCGGACGGCGACCGGCAGCAGCACCAAGAACGCCAAGGAGGAGCUGCACAAGAGGAGCACCAACGACCCGUACGAGGACCACACUGGGUCCCUGCGUCUCAUCACCAUCAAGCCCAUGACGGCCCAGCCGACCUACUCCUACCCCUCCUCCUCCUCCCACAGCCAAGACUCUGUGGUGCUCAACGGCGAACCUCCAGGCGACGAGAACCUCAAUCACUCCCGAGGCGAUAACUGCGUCUUCAUGCUCUUCAGGAAAAUGAGCAGUUUUCUGUGA